Orbilia oligospora ATCC 24927 is the source of this 1389-nucleotide messenger RNA. RefSeq lists its product as uncharacterized. Gene Ontology annotation, cellular component: membrane; Golgi apparatus. NCBI's taxonomy places the organism in Eukaryota, Fungi, Ascomycota, Orbiliomycetes, Orbiliales, Orbiliaceae. Gene Ontology annotation, biological process: protein N-linked glycosylation; cell wall mannoprotein biosynthetic process. The transcript is spliced from 4 exons. Gene Ontology annotation, molecular function: alpha-1,2-mannosyltransferase activity. The record is from RefSeq and is a predicted model, not a curated record. The coding region runs from base 1 to 1389 and encodes 462 amino acids.
AUGUACAACCCAGCGACAGACCGUUCCCCUAUUUCCCCUUCCUUCACCCCAAAUCCGUUCGACAAAUACAAAUCAGCCCGUGAGGGCAUGCUACCAGAUGGAAUAAACGGUAUCGGAACUGGUUCCUGGCCUGAUAGGUUUUCAGCGAGGAAAAAGGUCGGCGAAAGGAGAAGAAUCGUUAGGGUUCUCGUUGUUGCCUUUUUGGUCGGGUUUUUAUUAUGGUUCUUUGUUACACCGUUGAAUUGGACUUCUGGGCGGAAUUCCGGCGAGCUCUAUACACAGCCCGAGACUGGGACGAGGACGGAAGGAAAGGCGCAACAUGACAGUGCGGAUGUAGAUACGCCGAGUCCGGUGGGAGAAGGGCAGACUAUUCCACAGGAUUCAAAGGUGCAGUUUGGAAAGGAGAAGGCUUCUUUCGUUAUGUUGAUUCGAAAUCAGGAACUUCAAGAUGCCCUUAAAUCCAUGAAACAGAUCGAAGACCGAUUCAACCAUCGAUUCCACUACCCAUGGACUUUCCUCAACGAUGUUCCAUUCACCGAGGAGUUUAUUCGAGAAACAACCAAGCGAGCAUCCGGAAAGACAGAAUACGGAUUGAUCCCCAAGGAACACUGGAGCGUCCCCGAGUCCAUCGACCAGGAUAAAAUGAGAACUGCGAUGAAAAAGAUGGAACAAGACAGAGUCAUCUAUGGCGGUUCUCUUUCCUACAGACAUAUGUGCCGGUUCAACUCCGGUUUCUUCUGGCGACAAGAACUCCUCGACAAGUACGAAUGGUACUGGCGUGUCGAACCUGGUAUUGGUUUCUACUGCGACGUCGACUACGACCCCUUCGAAUUCUUGCGUCUCUCUGGCAAGAAAUAUGGUUUCACGAUCACACUUCCCGAGUACAAAUCUACCAUCCCAACUCUCUGGUCCGAAACACUCGACUUUAUGAAGAAGAACCCACAGUACCUCAACUCCAAUUCCUCGCUUCAGUAUUUGCUCGACGAUAAGGAUCAUGGUAAAUCGCUGAGCUCGGAUCCACCACCAGAAUAUAACGGAUGUCACUUUUGGUCGAACUUUGAAAUUGCUAGCUUGGAUCUGUGGAGAAGCGAAGCUUAUCGUAGUUACUUCGAUCAUUUGGAUCGUGCUGGAGGUUUCUUCUAUGAAAGAUGGGGUGAUGCACCGGUUCAUUCAAUCGCCGCUGCUUUGUUUUUGGGAACCCAAGAAGUUCAUCACUUCGCAGAUAUGGGAUACAUGCACGUCCCAUGGAGCAGAUGCCCACAACCAGAUGAAUUCCACAAGUAUUCCAAGUGCGUUUGUCCAUUUGAAAAGAAAGACAGCUUUGACUUAAACGGAUGGAGUUGCCAGCCUAGGUGGUGGAAGAUCGCAGGGAAGGAGUAUGGUGCUUGA